UUUCACCGCGAGUAGGCAUGAGAGUAGGAGCGGUCGAUUGCUUCAUUCAUUUUCUGACAAGAGUAACGCAGCGUGUGCCAAUGCAAAGUAGGCAACACUCAACCCCGCUGGUUAACAGUAGCUAGGCGCUUGCUUUGGUAUGAUAUUUUGGCGGUGAGCGAUGGAAAUGAAAGACUCGUGCAGUGUCAUUUUAACAGCAUACCAUUCAUACGCACAGUCCAGGAUACAUUUGGUGGAUGAGGGCUAUGCGCCUCCAAGACACUCUCCUUGCAGGAAGGUGCAGUACCAGGGGAUAGACCUACUAGGCAGGAUGAGUUCUAGGGGGACCAGGCCCUCUCCCCCUCCCAGCCCACCGGAGCGGCCGGCGUCACGGGACUCCCAGGACUCCAUGGAGGACUAUUGGAGUGAAGUGAAGAACAUCGAGGAAGAUGGCCAGCGGGGCCACGAGGACUUGCUGGAGAGGGGCAGUAUGGACGAGGCGGAGUUUGAGGAGGCGUGGCUGCAGGAUGCAGGUCUUUCCACGCUGGUGUCGGGGGCGUUGGGGGAGGGGCCUGCGGAGGCGCUGCUCUCCACGCUAACGCGCUCGCAGGCAGCCAUGGUGAAGAAGCGUGUGGAUAAUUACACCCUGACCGUGAGGAAGAGGAGCAAGCAGCCGACUAGACACGUCCGAGACAUCUUCUCCACGCCAGACACAUCGCCAGUUGAUCCCGUCCCCUCUGUUCCCCCCAAGUCACCCAAUGGAGACAUGCCUUCCAGAUGCGUCCACCGGACGUCUUCUAGAGUGCGGCCUGCGUGUCCCAGCUUCUCCCAGAGCACAGAGAGACGUGUUUCAGAGUGCCCUCCCUGCCCACCACCUCAGGACACCUCUGACUCCCUGUCUUUCGAGGUGCCCUACUCCGAGGGCACCACUGCCCACCACAGGGGCCACCACAGGGGCCGCCAGGGGGACUGCCAACGCAUCCGCAGAGAUGACCAUGACCUGCCAACAUUUCAGCUGCCCAGGCCUAAACUGGGCCUCACCCGCAUCCAGGACCUGUCUUGUGAGGACAUGAAGAAGAUCGGCUACAUCUCUUUGAUUGAACUGACCACCUUCUACGACGGCCUGGGCAUCGAGCUCAAACGCAACCGAGCGGCACGUAGCAAGGCCAGAGAAAGUGGUAUAUUUGGAGUUCCCCUGACCACUCUACUGGAGAACGACCAGAAGAAGUUUCCUGGGUCCAAGGUUCCUCUUGUUUUCAGAAAGCUCUUGUCCAAGCUGGAGCAGACAGGACUACAGACCGAGGGGAUUCUCAGAGUACCAGGGUCUGCCUCCAGAGUAAAGCAUCUGCGCCAGGAGCUGGAGCAGAAGCUCUAUGAGGACCGGUUUGACUGGGAGCAGGUGAGGCACAAUGACGCAGCGGGUCUGCUGAAGAUGUUCAUCAGAGAACUGCCUUAUCCUCUGCUCACGUUCCAGCACGCUCCUGCCUUCUCCGCCGCACAGAAUAUCUCCUCUCCCAGACAGCAGAUCCAGGCCCUGCACCUCCUCAUCAUGCUGCUACCUGAGCCCAACAGAGACACACUCAAGGCGCUGUUGGAGUUCCUGAGGAAGGUGGUUGCCUAUGAGGAGAAGAACAGGAUGGGUCUGUGGAACGUGUCCAUGAUCGUGGCUCCCAACCUCUUCUCCUACCGGGGCAAGAACGCCAAACAGGAGGAGAUACAGGGCGCAGCAGGGGCAGCCCACCUCGUACGGCUACUCAUCACACACCAGGACCUGCUCUGGACCGUGCCCUGCUUUCUCAUCUCCCACGUGAGGAAGUUAAAUGAGGCUGGUGCCAGCAAGAAGCCGCCCAGCUCAGAGAAGACCAAGAGGAAGCUGCUACAGAUUAGGAGGAAGACCACUGAACGAGAGAAGACUGAGAGGAGCGAGCUCACUGACCUCCGACAAGGGGUCAUCAGGGUUCACGCCCCACUACACGCCAAGAUCUCCAUGGCGAUCCAGCUUGACAACGAGACCAAGGCCAAAGACGUUAUGGCGCGCUUCGACUACGAGAACGGUCGUGGCACCAGAAACACUAGUCGGAGGCCACGUCAGUAUUUGUUUGAGGUCGGAGGAAACAUAGGUGAACGUAGCUUGGACCCUGAGACUCACCUUCUAGACGUGUACCACGUUAAUCCCCACUGCGAAUGGGUCUUAAAACCCACAACCACAUGAGAACUGAGGAUUUCACUCACUCAAACACAGAGCACAAGCAGACUGAACUGCUGCUCUCUUGAGGUCAUCCUGGUGAACUGACCAUGCAUGGAGGCCUGGUUGAAUUGAGGUUUCAUCCCCAACUACAGACUACUAAAAAGAGAGACAGCACUUAAAAAGGACUAUGAAGAGGUACAUUCUCCUGCUGAAGGAUAGAUGUUCCUGUUUUGUGGGAUUAAACCUUUCUUUUAAACAAAUUACAAAAAAAAGGACGGAACCACUGUACUCUGAAAAUCCGGGUUCUGUAUGGAAGUAUUUGGAGGAGGGACAGCUUUGUGAAGACGUGCCACGCACGUGACCAACAACAUACUAUUUCUGGACAUUUGAAUUGUUUGAUGCCAAAUAUGUACGCAGCAAGUUUCACCCACUACAGAGGCCAUGGACACAGUAACAGACAAGGAUGGGUCUGAUAAUCAAAUAAUGUUUACCACUUCAUGCAAGACCCAGUUAACAUAUAUUUUCUAUAUUUAUACCACUAAUUGAUCCUGUUUUUAAGUAUUGUCACACAUAAUACAUGUCAUUUUUUUAAUUGCAGCAUGUUGAUUGCAAAACCAUUGGGAGUGAGGAGAUUCAGAACAUGUGCAUGAUGGGAAGGAACAAGCGGAGAUGGGAUGAUCUUAUACUGAAUACAGACAUUGUUUCCAUCUCCAACGUUGAAACAACUUCCUUUUCAUGGUCUCUGAUCAGGACUAGGCAGGUGAUAACAAUUUAGUGAAAGCUUAUCCAGUCCGUUCACCUGUCAGUGGUCAUGAUGGAAAGGUGAUGAGGAGAGGAAGCUGUGUCAGAGUAUUGAAACACAGCCCCACAUCAGAAACUUCAUAGCAGUUUGCCUGACAUGCUUCCAAACUGAUUUGACUUUGUUUCACUUCAAACCACAGUGUUCAGUCUGUUUUAACCAGGCUAGUCUUUGUCUGCUUACAGUGUUUGAACUUGUGAAUAAUGUUUACUUUCAGGGCAUGUAUGUACAGUAUGUAUGUAUGUAUGUAUUAGCCCAACCAACCUCUCUCCACUUUGUUCUGGGUCGUUCCACCAACUUUGUGCCUUUUGAGAAGUGUAACUUAAGUCAAAAAUAUUGAUUUCACCUAAUUUGAACAUUCUGUCAUAAAGAGCACAUGUUAAACUUAAUUUUAAAAACUGUUUUCCCAUCAAGGUAAAAUAAAAAAAAUAAGUUCCUAUUAAGUGCCAAAUAAAGUGACAUGGCUGACUGUAACAGGGUUGAUGAUUUCAUCUUAAAACAGACAUAAAUCCCCUUGUGAGAAAUUUGAAAGUAAGCUUCAAAAUGUUUUUUUUUUUUAAUUAUUGUUUAAAAAUUACGUUAUGUUCGACCCCCACGCACUUUUCCAUCACAAAACACCAGAACAUGGUAAAAACAAAGAGAGGAGAACCAACUCGCCUGCUUUUACACCAUGGGGGUUUGACUAGUAAAUGUUCAAUGUUUCUUUUGAAAAAGACAUUUAUAAAGGAAUAGUUUCGCCAUGUUAAAACGAGUUCAGUUCACGUAACAGGGUUGACCUUAAAAUGAGGGACAGAUGUAAAUGAAUCACUCAUCACGUUAAAUAAAUCUUCAGAAAUGACUUUUUCAGAGAAAUAAAACAACUAGGACUUUACAAUGAUGGUGAAAACCUGGGAGACAUUUUGGGGUUAAGGGGGUUAAAGUCUUUCUAGAAGUCAGAGUUGACAUUCAGAGUUGCUGAAUUUUGGCACUAUUAAAAUACUUAUUGGAUUCUUCAUGUGGUCUAUAUUAAAGGGCACUUAAUUGAAUAUAACAGGCUUUUAAAAUGCCUUAUUGGUGCUCGAUUUCUACUUAGCAUAUUAAAAGCACUCUUUGUGGAACGACCAGCAGUGUUAGCCUAGCCUGGCUUCCAACCUGGUUUCACUUCAAACCAUAGUAAAUUCAGUCUAGUCUAACCAGGCUAAUCGUAGCCUGCUUGCAGCAUUUGAACUUGCGACUGUUUACUUGCAGCUCAUGUACGUAUUAGUCAAACCAACCUCUCUCUACUUCUGCUGUGCUGUGCUGUUACUGUAGUUCAGUGUUUGCCUGUGCCAUGAUUGUCAGCCUUUUGUUGUUACAAGUAUUCUGUGGUCCCAAAAUGAACCUGUAGAAAAUGCAUUCAAAACAUCGUUCUGCUCAGGAUUAUUUAAUUUAUCCUUCCAAAGCCAUUGUGUGUAAAAUAAUUGUGUGAAAGAUUAAUUUGUACCAUAGACCUACUACAAUGUGUGUAUUGUCUGUAUAUAGAAUACUGAAUUUUGCACGUUUUUAUUGUUUUAUUUGCUUUUCUUUUAUUUGACCACGACAUUUUUGGCCAAGUGGCACAAUGUUUCACUGACACUGAGUAACAAUGGAAUAUAAAGUAAAGUAAAACAUUUCCUUCUCACCUCAGAAUCAUAUCUUGCCUGAGCUGCAUUGUGAACAAAUAGUUUUCAGUUCAGUUUCUCCUCAGAAAUAGCAUUCAAACUGUAUUCAAACAUUCUUCUGAUUAGUACUCCUG
Messenger RNA from Oncorhynchus gorbuscha (pink salmon), 4719 nucleotides. RefSeq names its product rho GTPase-activating protein 18-like. Lineage: Eukaryota; Metazoa; Chordata; Actinopteri; Salmoniformes; Salmonidae. Gene Ontology annotation, molecular function: GTPase activator activity. The record is from RefSeq and is a predicted model, not a curated record. The transcript has 15 exons. Gene Ontology annotation, cellular component: cytoplasm. Gene Ontology annotation, biological process: negative regulation of stress fiber assembly; signal transduction; regulation of small GTPase mediated signal transduction. The coding region runs from base 161 to 2191 and encodes 676 amino acids.